This is a messenger RNA of Rhinichthys klamathensis goyatoka, 3624 nucleotides long. RefSeq names its product desmoglein-2.1. Gene Ontology annotation, cellular component: desmosome; plasma membrane. The record is from RefSeq and is a predicted model, not a curated record. The coding region runs from base 45 to 3470 and encodes 1141 amino acids. NCBI's taxonomy places the organism in Eukaryota, Metazoa, Chordata, Actinopteri, Cypriniformes, Leuciscidae. Gene Ontology annotation, molecular function: calcium ion binding. Gene Ontology annotation, biological process: homophilic cell-cell adhesion. The transcript is spliced from 14 exons.
UGGAGAAGAAAGGACUGACCGCUAACAUCUGAUCUACAGCUGUCAUGUCUCUCAUUUGGCUUGGACGAAUAUGUUUGCUCCUGCUGCUAUGCAGGAUUGUGGCAUCAAGAGCCAACAGAAGAUCUAAUCGAAGGAAACGAGAGUGGAUUCUUCCACCAACAAGACUGUAUGAGAAUGUUGACUACACAAAAGUGGAGUAUGUGGCAAAAAUCCGGUCUGAUAAAGAUAUUAACUGGCAGAUGGUGGAAUAUGGACUAACAGGUCAUGGUGCUGACAAGGUACCAUAUAAUUUGUUUGUAAUCAAUCCAGAGAAUGGCUUUGUUAGGGUCACUGGCCUGCUGGACAGAGAGAAAACAUCCUUAUACAACCUGACUGGCAUAGCACGAUUUCGUAACGGAUCAAUAGCCGAAGAAAACAUUGAGCUGAAGAUUAAAGUUGAGGAUCAGAAUGAUAACACACCCAUAUUCAAAUUACAAAAGGGAUCUGUGAAGGAAAGUAGCAAGAUUGGAACGCCUGUUGUGCAGAUAACAGCUACUGAUGCGGACGAGCCAGGCACUAUCAAUUCCAAGAUAGCAUACAGUAUAUUAAAUCAAACACCAGCGGAAUCCAAAUAUAUGUUCUCCAUUGAUAAAGCAACCGGGAAAGUCUAUGUGAAGGAGAAAACCCUGGAUCGAGAGAGACAUGACACAUAUACUUUAAUAGUUCAGGGAGUUGAUAUGAAUGGAGCUCCAUCUGGCAACACAGGAACAGGCACUGUACAAAUUCAUAUUUUGGACAUAAACGACAAUGUUCCCACUCUUGAGAAAGAACAUUAUUCAGGCAGUGUUGAUGAAGGUGUGACAGAUGUGGUUGUCAUGAGAAUUAAAGCCCUGGACAAGGAUCUGGAAUUCACUGAUAACUGGCUGGCAGUGUUUGAUAUUCAUAAAGGAAAUGAAGACGAUCUCUUCACUAUUGAAACAGACCCUAAAACGAAUGAGGGAAUUCUAAAACUUGUCAAGCCUGUUGAUUUUGAAAAGAUCAAAGCAUUGGACCUCAGCUUGGUUAUAUCAAAUGUUGCUCCUUUUAUAAAUGGAAGUGCUUUAGAGCUGGACGUUAAUCUGGACAGGGAUGGAGUAGGGCCUGGAGCGGGCAUGGGAGCAGGAGCAGGGGCCGGGAUGGGAACAGGAUUGGGAGUGGGGUUAGAUGUGGGACUGGAUGCUGGACUGGAUGCUGGACUGGAUGCAGGACUGGAUGCAGGAGUGGAUUUGGGUGCUGGAUUGGAUGUAGAUGCUGGACUGGAUGCUGGAUUGGGUCUGGGUGCUGGAGUGGAUGCAGGUGGUAAUACUGGACUUAAACCUGAUGGUAAGCCUGGAGUUAAGCCUGGAGCCAAACCUGGCCCCUCACCUGGGUCUAAACCAGGAACAAAACCUGGCACUAAACCUUCUGGCAAACCUGGAUCUGAGCCUGAUAAAAAAACAUCUGGGAAAGGUUACCCAGUUAAGAUCAGUGUAAACAACCUACCUGAUGGCCCUAUCUUCUCACCUUCUUUAAAAGACUUCCCAGUGUCAGAAGAUCCAGAUAAUGAAGAUUUCCCAAUAGUGCUGGGCACCUUCGCUGCUUUGGAUGGUGAUACUGGAGAACAGGCUGAAAAUGUGAGGUAUGCUAAAGGUCAUGAUCCCGAUAACUGGUUAACCAUUGAUGAGAAAACUGCUGAGAUUAAACUGACGAAGGUUCCUGAUCGAGAAUCAAAGUUUUUGGUAAAUGGAACCUACUUCGCAAAGAUUAUCUGCAUGACUCAAGAUGUGCCAUCUAAGACAGCUACUGGGACAAUAGCAUUAAAGGUGGAGGACUCAAAUGACCACUGCCCCACACUGACCAGCACCUAUCAUCAAACUUGCGAUAAUAAUAAAGUGAUAAAUGUCACGGCUUUCGAUGAGGACGCUGAUCCAAACGGUGCACCUUACCAGUUUGUUCUGAUAGAAGAGGAGAGUGUGGGAAAAUGGGAGAUGGUGCAUAUAAACGGAACAACUGUGAGCUUUCAUGCACAGGAGGCUUUGUGGCGAGGCAUCUAUGAGCUGACAGUGAAGAUCUCUGAUGCUCAGGGUCUGUCCUGUCCAGACAGCCAAAAGUUUGAGGUAGAAGUGUGCACCUGUGAUAAAAAGGGCUCAUGUGGGCCGAGGCUAGCCGCACAACGUGGCUUCAAGUUGGAAAUAGGAGCACCAGCCAUUGGCUUGUUCCUCAGCGGCGCAGCUUUGCUCCUGUUGGUACCUUUCUUACUGAUCUUCUGUCAGUGUGGGUCCGUGAGCAAGUUCACAGAUUUGCCCUUUGACGCUAAAGAAUAUCUUAUUUCAUAUCACACUGAAGGCAUAGGGGAGGACAAGGAGGUUCCUCUUCUCAGCAGCCCUGUUGCUACAAUAGACCAAAAACAACUGAUCCAGGAUGUCAAGGUUUCCAACACAGUAUCCACAAUGGCCUUUCAAGCUAGUGUUGGUAAUGCCAGCAGAAUGUUCAACCAUGAAAUAAACAAUGGGUUUACAGAAGCUGACAGCAGGUUUUGGUACCAGCAAAACACCCUUUCAAAGGCCAACCAGCGCAACAGUGCUCUCUAUUCUGCAUCAUUCGUACAUGAAAAACAGAACAUUUAUCAGGAUAUGGCAGUGGGAGAUGAAUUCCUGAAUGAAUACUUCUCUCAGAAAGCAAGCUGUGCUGCAGCGAACCCUCCCCUGACAGACGGUCUUCUGGAGUACGAGUACGAGGGUCAAGGCACCCCUGCUGGCUCUGUUGGAUGUUGCAGCCUCCUUGAGUCUGACGAUGACCUGGAGUUCCUUAACAAUCUGGGGUCAAAGUUCCUUACAUUAGCGGAGAUAUGCCAUCCUCCAAAGCCUUGCCUACCCCCUCCCAAAACUGAGCAAGUAGUCAAAUCGGAUGAAACCAGCUACAAAAGCGAGAGUUCUGUCAGCACUAGCACCAUCCAGGUUACCAAAAAGACUCAACCUCCACAACAGGUACAACAAAGCUCCGUUACCAAAGUUGAGACGGUUAAUAAAUCAUCCACGCUUCCAAGUGCCAAAGCAAGCCAGACACUAUUCGUGCAACAGCAGCCUGUAUUCUACCUGGUGGAGCAGCAAAUGCCAAACACAGUUUUUGUUGAGAGUCCCACUCAGGGUUUGUAUGUAAUAGAUGGCAACCCUGAGAUGGAAGGUUUGAUGCUCCAAGGCAGAAACGUUUCACAGGCGACUCUGACCCGAGGACAGCAGGCAAUGUAUGUGAUAAAUGGAGCCCCUGUAGCUGCUCAUCAGCCGAUACAGUUGCAAACGGAAGUACAGGAACAUGAGGCAGUGCUGGGAUUUAGCCCCGUCUCAUCUCCCAUCGGAGCGCCUGGAGGUGUACUGCUAAUGCAGACCCAUUUUCAUGAGAAAGGAGGGCAAAGGGAAACUGGAAGACCACCAUUGUUGCUUGCUGAUGUUCCAGCACUGGCCAAAAAAACAUAAAAAGAAAACAACAAGAAAACGCCGCUAGGUAUUAAAGUAGUGGAAGCCAAACUAAAAGAUACUGCGUCAUCUAAAUAGAUAUAAGGGACAUCCAAUAAGACAAGGAUCUAUGACAGAGUCCAAAAUUAAGCCCCAUUCGAGAAAAAUUGGUCAA